CGGAGCGGCUCUUCCGGCGCAGGCGGCGGCCCGGCUCCUCCACGACGCGCCCCCGCCGCUCCCCCGCGCGGCCUGAAGAGGCGCCGCCCGCCGCUGCCGCCGCCGCCACUGAGGGAAUGCGAGCCGGGCCGGCGCGCGCGGGAGGCAGCGGCCGCUGAGGCGCGUGGGGGGCACGGCGGUGGCGCCGCGGCUCAGAGCGCUCCAGUCGGCCCGGCCCGGCCCGCGUCCCCCCGUCAAGCCCGCGCUCACCGAAGGCCACCGCGGCCAGCGGCCCGAGUCGCGCGCCAACACGUGCGCCGCCGCCACCGCCGCCGGCCCGGAGCAUGCCCGCCGCCGUCCGGACGCUCGCGCGGGACCAGCUGGCGGCGGGGGCGCGCGGGGCCACGGGGUGCAGCCGGCCCGGCCGGGGCCGUGGAGCCCGCGCUGCCCGGGACGCGGCGUGAGGCGGCAGCCGAGGAGCCCGGAGCGCGGCCCGCCGAGCGGGAUGCUGGCACAUGUGUCUUGGUCCCUGACUCCCUUCUGUGGACACACUGAUCAUUCCUCCUCCUGUGGUGGAGACGUCGAGGGAGCUGCUCAGAUCUACAGGUCUUCAUUGAAUUCUGUCAUGGUUGUCUAAGGAAUCUUGCCUAGAAAGUCCCCACAAGCACGCAGCUCCCUGCCGCCUGGAAGGCGUGGACUCCAAGAUGAUCAUAAAGGAAUACCGGAUUCCCCUGCCAAUGACCGUGGAUGAAUACCGCAUUGCCCAGCUGUACAUGAUACAGAAGAAGAGCCGGAAUGAGACCCACGGGCAAGGCAGCGGGGUAGAGAUCCUGGAGAACCGGCCCUACACAGACGGCCCUGGCGGCUCCGGGCAAUACACCCACAAGGUGUAUCAUGUGGGCAUGCACAUUCCUGGCUGGUUUCGCUCCAUCUUGCCCAAAGCAGCCUUGCGGGUGGUGGAGGAGUCCUGGAAUGCCUACCCCUAUACCCGAACAAGGUUCACCUGCCCCUUUGUGGAGAAGUUCUCCAUUGACAUUGAAACCUUUUAUAAGACAGACACUGGGGAAAACAAUAAUGUGUUCAACCUGUCUCCUGUGGAAAAGAGCCAGCUGAUAACAGACAUCAUCGACAUCGUCAAGGAUCCUGUGCCCCCCAGUGAGUAUAAGACAGAAGAAGACCCCAAGCUGUUCCAGUCAGUCAAGACUUGCCGGGGACCUCUUUCUGAAAACUGGAUUCAGGAGUACAAGAAGCGGCUCCUCCCCAUCAUGUGCGCCUACAAGCUCUGCAAGGUGGAGUUCCGAUACUGGGGCAUGCAGUCCAAGAUUGAAAGGUUCAUCCAUGACACAGGUCUGCGGCGGGUGAUGGUGAGGGCCCACCGGCAGGCCUGGUGCUGGCAGGACGAGUGGUACGGACUGACCAUGGAGAAAAUCCGAGAGCUGGAGAGGGAGGUGCAGCUCAUGCUGUCCCGCAAAAUGGCCCAGUUUUCGGAGGAAGGCCCCUCAGAACUAAGCAAGGACAGUGCCACCAAGGACCAGGCAUCUGGAACAACCUCUGAUCCUGGCAGCAAAAACGGGGAGCCUCUGGGGCGGGGCCUGAAGAAGCAGUGGUCCACCUCCUCCAAGUCCUCAAGGUCCUCCAAGCGGGGAGCCAGCCCCUCCCGACAUAGCAUCUCAGAGUGGAGGAUGCAGAGUAUCGCCAGGGACUCCGACGAAGGCUCGGAAGAGGAGUUCUUCGAUGCACAUGAGAACCUGUACUGCACAGAGGAAAAACAAGCCAAGGACAUGACCAAGUGGAACUCCAACGACCUCAUGGACAAAAUGGAGAGUCCGGAGCCUGAGGAAUCACAAGAUGAAAUCUACCAGCAGAGUGGCUCUGAGUUCAGGGUGGCCUCCAGCGUGGAGCAGCUGAACAUCAUCGAGGAUGAGGUGAGCCAGCCACUAGCCGCGCCACCCUCCAAGAUUCACGUGCUGCUGCUGGUGCUGCAUGGAGGCACCAUCCUGGACACUGGAGCGGGGGACCCCAGCUCCAAGCAGGGGGACACCAAUACUAUCACCAACGUGUUCGACACCGUCAUGCGCGUGCACUACCCCAGUGCCCUAGGCCACCUAGCCAUCCGCCUGGUGCCCUGCCCACCCAUCUGUGCUGAUGCCUUCGCCCUCGUCUCCAACCUCAGUCCCUAUGGCCAUGAUGAGGGCUGUCUGUCUAGCAGCCAGGACCACAUCCCCCUAGCUGCCCUGCCCCUGCUGGCCACUUCCUCACCCCAGUACCAGGAGGCAGUUGCUACAGUGAUUCAGCGGGCCAACCUGGCCUACGGAGACUUCAUCAAGUCCCAGGAAGGUGUGACCUUCAAUGGUCAGGUCUGCCUGAUUGGAGACUGUGUUGGGGGCAUCCUGGCAUUUGAUGCCUUAUGCUACAGUGGCCAGCCAGUGUCUGAGAGUCAAAGCAGUAGCCGCCGAGGCAGUGUGGUCAGCAUGCAGGACGCUGACCUGCUGUCCCCGGGCACCCUGGCGAAUGCAGCACACUGCUCCGGUGGCAGUGGCGGUGGCGGCAGCGGAGGCUCCAGCCUGGAGAGCAGUCGGCACCUGAGCCGCAGCAACAUUGACAUCCCCCGAAGCAACGGCACUGAGGACUCCAGAAGGCAGCUGCCCCGCAAAAGGAGUGACUCGUCCACCUAUGAGCUGGACACCAUCCAGCAGCACCAGGCCUUCCUAUCCAGCCUCCACGCCAGCGUGCUGAGGAAUGAGCCCAGCUCCCGCCGCUCAAGCAGUUCCACGAUGCUGGACGGUGCCGGGGCCCUGGGCAAGUUUGACUUCGAGAUUGCCGACCUCUUCCUCUUCGGGUGCCCGCUGGGGCUAGUCCUAGCCUUGAGGAAAACAGUCAUCCCUUCCCUGGACGUUUUCCAGCUGCGUCCAGCGUGUCAGCAAGUGUACAACCUCUUCCACCCCGCGGACCCCUCAGCCUCCCGCCUGGAGCCGCUGCUGGAGCGGCGUUUCCACAGCCUGCCGCCUUUCAGCAUCCCUCGGUACCAGCGCUACCCGCUGGGGGACGGCUGCUCCACACUGCUGGUCGAGACCGUGCAGAGAAACCCAGAGCUGGUCCUGGAGGGCGGCCCCCUGGCCCCCCUCCCCCACGGGGACAGCUUCCUGGAGACCAGUAUCCCUGUUCCCGCGCUCACCUGGCAGGAUGGGCCCCGCCAGAGCCUGGGCUGUUCUGAGUCGGAUGUGCUUCAGACCCACAACACAGUCUUCCAAGAGCAUGCAGCCCCCUCGUCACCUGGCACAGCCCCUGCUGGCCGUGGCUUCCGCAGAGCCAGUGAGAUCAGUAUCGCCAGUCAGGUGUCAGGCAUGGCCGAGAGCUACACAGCGUCCAGCAUCGCCCAGAAGGGUCCCUCGUCGCUCAACCACACCCCCAGCAUCAGGCGCCUAUCCUUGCUCGCCCUGCCCCCCCCAUCCCCUACCACCCAGGGUCCCCGUGCCAGGGCAAGGCAGGUGAGCCCCAACCUGGAGCGGGCCCCCUGCCUCCCUGACUUGGACAUCGGAGAAGUUGCUGCCAAGUGGUGGGGACAGAAGCGGAUUGACUAUGCCCUGUAUUGCCCGGACGCCCUCACGGCCUUCCCCACGGUGGCCUUGCCCCACCUCUUCCACGCCAGCUACUGGGAGUCAACCGACGUGGUCUCCUUUCUGCUGAGACAGGUCAUGCGGCACGACAGCUCGAGCAUCCUAGAGCUGGACGGCAAGGAGGUGUCCGUGUUCACGCCUUCACAGCCCAGGGAAAGGUGGCAGCGCAAGAGGACCCACGUGAAGCUGCGGAACGUGGCAGCCAACCACCGGAUCAAUGACGCAGUUGCCAAUGAGGAUGGCCCGCAGGUUGUGACGGGCCGGUUCAUGUAUGGGCCCUUAGACAUGGUCACCCUGACUGGGGAAAAGGUGGAUGUGCACAUCAUGACGCAACCACCUUCAGGUGAGUGGCUGCACCUAGACACUCUAGUGACCAACAGCAGUGGGCGCGUCUCCUACACCAUUCCAGAAACACACCGCCUGGGGGUGGGCGUCUACCCCAUCAAGAUGGUGGUCAGGGGAGACCACACAUUCGCCGACAGCUACAUCACUGUGCUCCCCAGGGGCACAGAGUUUGUGGUCUUCAGUAUAGACGGCUCCUUUGCCGCCAGUGUGUCCAUCAUGGGCAGCGACCCCAAGGUGCGCGCCGGGGCUGUGGACGUGGUGCGACACUGGCAGGACCUGGGCUACCUCAUCAUCUAUGUGACCGGCCGGCCCGACAUGCAAAAGCAGCGGGUGGUGGCAUGGCUGGCUCAGCACAAUUUCCCUCAUGGUGUGGUGUCCUUCUGUGAUGGCCUGGUGCACGACCCACUGCGCCACAAGGCUAACUUUCUGAAGCUGCUCAUCUCUGAGCUUCACCUGCGCGCACAUGCGGCCUACGGCUCCACGAAGGAUGUCGCAGUCUAUAACUCCAUCAGCCUCUCUCCCAUGCACAUCUACAUUGUGGGCCGCCCCACCAAGAAGCUGCAGCAGCAGUGCCAGUUCAUCACGGACGGCUAUGCGGCCCACCUGGCCCAGCUCAAGUACAAUCACCGGGCUCGCCCAGCCCGGAACACGGCCACGCGCAUGGCUUUGCGCAAGGGCAGCUUCGGCCUACCUGGCCAGAGUGACUUCCUUCGCUCUCGGAAUCACCUGCUCCGCACCAUCUCGGCCCAGCCCAGUGGGCCCAGCCAUCGGCACGAUCGGACACAGACCCAGAUGGACAGCGAGCAGCGGGGCCAGCGCAGCAUGAGCGUGGCAGCCAGCUGCUGGGGCCGAGCCAUGGCAGGCCGGCUUGAACCAGGGGCAGCCACGGGACCCAAGUAGGACACUCUCAGGAGGCGCUGUGGUCUCCAUGGUGCUAGGCCAGGGCACCGGCCCUCCUGGGAGGCCUGGCCUGGGCACACACGUCAGUGGCUGGGGACAUGCACAGACAUGGCCUGAGAGCGACCCAGGGCCCCUUGGAAGACAUGGCCAUGCCAACACAGCCCUCCCAGCCUUGCCUGAUGCCCUAGGCUCUAAGGAGCCCAGCUGGUUAUGGGAUCUGGCAGGAUGUCCAGCCCAUGAUGGAAGAGGAGCCAGGAUCGGCCGCCUAGCCCAGCCUGGGAGGCAUUCCUGGGCAUCUUGCUCCGUGUUGAUCUCUCAGCCUCCUGGUGCCAGGCGUGGGUCUGGGCCCUGCCUGCCACCUCUCUGUCCACUGGCGCCCCUUCCCAUUUGGUAGCGGCUCCAAUGGGUCCAGUCCACUUCUUGUUGACUCCAGUUCUCAACUGUCCAACCUCACUGGUUUUGCACUAGUUUUUGAGAGUGGAGACCCGUUACCAUCUCCUGGCUCCAGACAUGUUGACAUGCAUGAAAAUCCAGUCUCUGCUGACCCAGGCCAGGGCCUGUCACCACACAGAGUAGUCCAGUGUGGGAAAUCUUCACGCAAGCAGGAGAGAAAGGCCAUAUCGUAAUUUCUGCUGCCUGCCCGGUCUGUUGACACCACGGCAGCCCAGUGGCAGUCCCAGACUGCUACCCACCCGUCCACCUGCCCCACCCAGAGCUCAGUGCAGUCCCGGAACUGAUGUCACUCCGGGCUGUGAGCACAGCACAGGUGUGAGGCCAGCCACGUGCACAGCUGGCUCUUGGUAGCCCACCUUGGGCAGCUGGACCUGGAGAAGCCUGGCCUCCACCGACGCUCCCGCCUGCUCAGGGGCGGGCGGGGGGGGGGGUCCCCAUGUCAUGGCUGCUGCCCACUGCGUUUCUACGCCUUUCUACUUCUCCAUCUGGUUUCUAUAAGGUUUUUUUUAAACAGGCAAUCUUCGGCUGCUUCCUUUUCUUAACUCAGUGUCAGCGCAGCCUGCUACAUUAGGAACACCCAGCACUGUGACAGGGCCCCACUCAGUCUGGCCUGUGGGCCCUGCACCUGGCCCACAAUUCCACUGACUUCCUAUUCUGGGGUGGGUGGGGCUCUUAGGUUUUCUUAAUGCCGUUCGUUUAAUGUCGACUCCAGGAAGCCACAGCUCACUCUCCAGCCUAAGGGCACACAGCCAUCUUAUUGCUCCCCAAAUACGGUUGGGCAUCCUACACACUGGGUCUGAGCCCCUGCCUUCCACACAGCACUGACCACACCUCUCCUGCACCUUCCCUGCAUUGGCUGAGCCCAUGGAGCUCCAGCCCUGGGUCCAGCGAUGGGGCUCUGUGCCUGAGUCUGCCAGGCCAGACUCAGAUGCAGGGCCAAGUGGCUGGGCCCAACAGGUGUACAGGAGACACUGACUCUGCUGUGUAGCUGUGUACAGCACAGGCGUGUGGGACUCCCGCCAUGGCGGGUCUACACAAGAAGAAAGCUAUUUAUUUUGUGCAGAGGAAAAAAAAAACUGUCUGGAGGGGUGAGACCUUCAGGGUCUUCUCAUAAGGUGUAGCUUUGUGUUGUUUCCAGCGUUCUGUAUAAAGCAGUGAUUAUUUUAUGGACCAAGAUUCCAUGGAACUGUCACAGUAAAAGUGCAAUAUCUGUCCCACCACUCCCCACUGGGGGCCCCACAGGAAGCUGCUGGCCCGACAAUCACUGCCCCACCGGGGGUCCCCGGGGGCCAGGGCCUCCUCCCUCAGCCCCACCCGUCUUGCCUCAGCCUAGGUGACCAGCCAUUGUGAGAAGCACCUGGAAGCCUCAAGCCACCUGCAGUAAAGGCAGGGGGGGCCUGAGGUCAGUGGGCUUGGUCUCUCCCCUGGGCAGCCCCUUGUGGCUCUGAAUGCCCAUGCCUGCCCAGCUGUCAGCCAUGCCAAGGACAACAGCAAUAGUCCCCUGGGCUCUCCCAGGGCCCUCAGCCAUAGAUGGUGAGACGGGCAGCCUCCCUCCAAAACCUUACUCCAGUCUGCUUUUUGUCUCCCUUAAGAUUUCCUUUGGCUCGUUCUCUUGAGGAAGCCCCACUUCUACAGAAAGUAAGAGAGGAAGGAAGGUCAAAGUCCUUUAAAAAUACCAAAAAAAUGUUUACAGUGUCAGGUGCUGAGCUGCAGGGCUCAGGCCUGGCCAUUUGUAACCAAAGGGUGAGGCAGAUCUUGCUGGCUGCCACCCACCCCAGGCCUGUUAGAAUAGAAGCCUUAGUCAGUCCCUCCCCAUCCCCAGUCCCCAGGACUGAGCCUUGAUGCCACCCAUCACCAACCACCUGCCUUCUCUUUGAUUUCUAAAGAAGGAUUCAGCCAAGUUCCCCCAUCCCCUUUCCCGGCUCUGUGUGAGCUAGCCCCCACCCUGCCCCGUUUCACCUUCACAUCUCAGACCCCUCCCAUCUGUCCUUGUACUGUCUUGUUUCUCCCGACCAUUGUGUAAACUGUGUCCUGUCCCCACCCCAUGCUGUCUGGCCUUAGUGUGCUCUCUGUAUACCGUGUCACAGUCUGUUACACCAAUUAAAGAAGCAGGAGGCUUC
Messenger RNA from Mus musculus (house mouse), 7414 nucleotides. RefSeq names its product phosphatidylinositol transfer protein, membrane-associated 2 (gene Pitpnm2). Gene Ontology annotation, molecular function: phosphatidylinositol transfer activity; metal ion binding. Gene Ontology annotation, biological process: phospholipid transport; intermembrane lipid transfer; lipid translocation. The record is from RefSeq and is a predicted model, not a curated record. Gene Ontology annotation, cellular component: endoplasmic reticulum membrane; plasma membrane. NCBI's taxonomy places the organism in Eukaryota, Metazoa, Chordata, Mammalia, Rodentia, Muridae. The transcript is spliced from 27 exons. Bases 684 to 4841 code for a protein of 1385 amino acids.